Molecule: messenger RNA, 5394 nt
Organism: Urocitellus parryii (Arctic ground squirrel)
Lineage: Eukaryota; Metazoa; Chordata; Mammalia; Rodentia; Sciuridae
Gene: Tmem164
Product: transmembrane protein 164
Source: RefSeq, a predicted model, not a curated record
UGCUGCAGGGGGAGGAAGACCGGGAGGAGGAGCCCUGCGCGACGGCGGCGGCGACAGCGGCGGCGGUGGCUGCGGCCACCAGGGGAGCCCAGCGCCGGGGCGCGGGGAGUGCAGGAGCAGAGCGGUGGCCCGAAGCAGGGCCACGGGCCGCGCUGCCGAUUGGCCAACGGCUCCUUUCAACCCUGCCUCGUUGGUGGCCACUGGAGAAGCGCGGGGGGCUCCCCAGACAGCCGUGGGGACAAGUUAGAGCCAGCACUUUACCCCGGGCCUCGCGUGUAGAUUCCCUUCCCCUGCUCUAGGUGCCCCCGUGUCUGGAGAGGGGUGCAGGGGUGUGCCCUCCUUACAUGUUCCAGUACCCGGGCAACCCUCUGGGCUCGUGUUCCAUCUCGCUCUUGCUUCCUGCACAGUGGUCAAGGGGAACCACUUUGCAUCAUGUCCCGCAGCGGCUGCUGGAAAGUGUGGUGGUCCUGACCCUGGCCCUGUUGGAGAUCCUGGUGGCCCUGCGGCACAUCCUGAGGCAGACGGAGGACGGUAGGGGUGGCAGUGGCAGCCAGCCACAGCAGGUGACCCAGCGGCCCGAUGAAGGCAAGGAGAGCCUGAGCAAGAAUCUGCUCUUAGUAGCCCUGUGCCUGACCUUCGGGGUGGAGCUGGGCUUUAAGUUCGCCACCAAGACCGUCAUCUACCUGCUCAACCCCUGUCACCUGGUCACCAUGAUGCAUAUCUUCCUCCUGGCCUGUCCUCCAAGUCCGGGAGCUAUCGUGGUCUUCAAGUUACAGAUGCACAUGUUGAAUGGGGCUCUUCUGGCAUUGCUUUUUCCUGUGGUAAAUACCCGGCUGCUUCCCUUUGAAUUGGAGAUUUACUACAUUCAGCAUGUCAUGCUCUACGUGGUGCCCAUCUACCUGCUUUGGAAAGGAGGUGCUUACACCCCAGAGCCCCUCAGCAGUUUCCGGUGGGCUCUUCUCUCAACUGGCCUCAUGUUCUUUUAUCACUUCAGCAUUCUACAGAUCCUCGGCCUGGUCACCGAAGUGAAUUUGAACAACAUGCUGUGUCCGGCCAUCUCAGACCCAUUCUACGGCCCCUGGUAUCGCAUCUGGGCCUCGGGACACCAGACUCUCAUGACCAUGACCCACGGGAAGCUGGUUAUCCUGUUCUCAUACAUGGCUGGGCCCUUGUGUAAAUAUCUGCUGGAUUUGCUCCGGCUUCCAGCCAAGAAAAUAGACUGAAGGUGCUUGUUUUUUCUUUUUUUUCUCCUCCCCAAGGAAGCAAGUCCUGACUUGACUUGGAGAACACCCAGUUCUUGAUGAAAUCAUGGGAGAGGGUAGUAGGAUGUUGGUGUAUUUCUUUUUUCCUCCUCUGUCCUUUUCUUCCACCACUCUUCCUUCCCCAGCUCCUCCCCCCAGGUUAGCUCCUUGCGCCUGGGGCAUGGUGUGGGCCUGGAUCUUCCCUUCUUCCUCCCCUUGGCUCUGUCUCCCUGCUCUGAGUGGCCUUAUGAGGGGAGAUGGUAGUCUGGCUCCCUUGCUCUGCUUGUUGGUGCUUUAACAACAGCUGGUUGAAGAGACAGGGAACAAAAAGCAGUAAUUCUUGCAGUAUCACAGCAGUGAGAUCAGGUUGUGUUUCAUUUCUCCACUGCCAGGGACCUCCAUGCUCAUGCUGGGAUCCCCCUUUGUCUUCAGCACAGCCCCCAUUGGAAGGGGACUCAGGCCUUUUAUCUAUACCAGCAACAAGCCCAGAGCCACGGGAUUUCCCACAUAGUGGUCAAAAUAGAACUGGCCAGAUUCUUCCCACUGGUGUCCCAUGACUCAAAGCAGGGAGCUGCCCAGCCACUCCCUCUAGGAUGCUGCCUGGGGGAGGAGUGGAGGGCACUACCAGCCUUAGGGCAAGAUUCCGCCAAGGGGCCUAUUGAACUGUGGUGAUGGUGAAUCCACAGCAAACAGGGUAGAAAUGUACACAGUGCCAGGCAGAACCCUGUGCAAACUGCCCAUGAGAGCUGAGACCUGACCCACAUCCCAAUCAGAAGUGAGCACAGGAAUUAAGAAAUCAAUCAAUGGAAGUGGUAACUUGAGAAAACUGUGAUUUGAAUCAUUCUCCACAUUCAUGUUGAUAAUAGAUACCAUCCAUAUCUCCAGUGCCCCUUCAACUCGUUCUUGUCCUCUCUUUCUGUUUCUGUGUUCUGUCUCUUAGGCAGCUUCAAGAAGAGUGAGCUGGAGUUGGGGCUUGGGGUUGUUUUACUUGUUUGUUUUUGGAUGCUUGAGUUGGGAGAACCAUUGCAUCAGGGCCUAUUUCUGGAAGGUCCUAUAGAUCCUUUUCUGGGGUUUGCAGGGUGUGGCCUCACCCUGGUUUGGGAAGCUGAGACUCCAGCCAGUGUUAUUUCCCCAGGGCCAGGUUUCUUCAGUACAGCCAGACUCUGCUGAAUUGUUCAAUGUGGGAAGUGUCACAAAUUUCCCACCCUGCCCUCUCAAAAGCCCUUGUCUAGGUCAAAAGGGAGCUGUCAAGGGAUAGGUCCCCAGGGGUUCAAGUGCUCCAAAAGGAGGAGCUUUUGUUGACAGACUUGCACUCAGUCAUUCCUGCACCUCAAGAAGUAGCUGCAUGGCUGCUGACACCUUGCUGACUCCUACUAGGGUCAGGUCUGCUUAAGAACAGAAAAGCAAGCUCCUGCAAGCCUCCCCUCCCUUCACCACUCUAGAUAUCCUCAUUGCUCUGGGCCAGUUUCAGUAUUUUAAGCUUUCUCGUAUUAGACCUAGAUUGUACUUCUGGCAAAGGUGAUCAUGAUUUUAGCAAAUGGACCUCUAGGAGGCAGUGCUAUGCAGGAGAAUCUCUGAAUAAGCUGAGACCCAGGGAAGCAACCCCAGGAGGGACCAUCCAUCAGAAGAUGCCUGCUGGCAAGAGCACAGAGAGCAGCAGAGGAGAACAUUGAGUGCCCAUGAGCCCCUUGUGAUCCAUAACCUUCAUUUCCUGCCAUCUUGGAGGCGGGGCCAAGCUUUUCUUAGCGCCUCUCACUGUAGAAGCUGGAUUCACCCUGCCCACCAUCAAGCUGCUAUAUGUAGGAGUGACUAGUGAGGAAAUGUGUGAGGUCUUGGUGCCCAUUGGCCUCUUUAGAAAAGGUGAGGGUGGAAAGAGGUUAUGAGAGGAGCCCCUGGAGACCUGGCCUGGCCCCUCCCAGAACGUGAAGCCACUAUAGGCAGAGGAUCUAUGUCUCAACUGGGGAUCAGCCCCAGAAUGCCACAGUUGUGUGACAGUAGGCCCCCUCUUCCUCCCUCUUUCUGUGCAUGGCACAGAUUUCCAGUCAUCUCGGGCUUUCCCCACACUGCCCUGGUUACAGCUCAGCAUCCCAUUUUGGCAUGUAUUUUCUGGUGCUUGGAAGGAAAGAAGAAAGUGAAAGCUACUUUCUCCUUAUACCUGUUAGGUGAAGGGGAGAAGCAAAGAGGCAGGCUGGCUCAUGAACAUGGAAGUCGAAGGAACAGAUAAUGGGCCCCAUCUAUGGGUUCCAUAAGGAGUCUUACCCUCUAUUUGGGGUAUUGGGGAGCAGUAGGCAUCAGAGCUGGUCGUGUCUCUCCCUUACCUGGGGCCAAGCCCACCUGGAGACAGGUAACCUGAUCAGAGGCAAGACAGCCUGCCUUGGGAGUGGCCCUCAUACCUGUCCCACAGCAGACUGAUGGCUGUCAGCUCUAGUACAGAAGUGAGGGAGAAGCCACAGUUUGCACACCCAGGGAUCAGAGGGCUUCCCAGUUCCUCCUCAGGGCUUUCCUGUSUGARCUGAGGCUGUUCCCCAAGCAYCCUGGCCCAGYUUCCAGAUGCUGUCUGCCAGUGUGUAAGACUAUGUGGAAGUGGCCAGCUGCCUUUCAGACAGCCCCAGGAAGGGAAACCAAUGCUCGGUCAGGCCCCCAGGUGGCCUUGGUCAAGGGUCUGAGCCAAGGAGAACAGUCUGUUGAGCUGGCCAACUUGCAACCUCCACUCUGAAUAGCAGAGAGCUGGUCGCGUCUGCUUCAGGUCCUCCCCAUAGUGUUUGGUUUUGUACACCAAAGAUCUGGCACAGCUUGCUCUGCAAGGCAGGGAUGUGUUCCUCUGUCAGCCUGUGGUGUUCUGAAGCCACAAACUCUGCCUUCCCAAACCUCUGUCUCUCUGGGGACUCGGUAGAACUCACAGAAGCUGUGUGCAGGUCCCUUGGGGUAAGCGGGGCAGCUGGCACACUUUACUGUACAGUACCUCAAUCCAGCCGUCAGAUCAUCCCUUUUGCUGUAGCCUCCAUCAGGGUUGUGAUAUGUGUGACUAUUGAUGAUUCAGUGUUUUGUGACAUGGGCACAGCUCCCCACAGAUAGCUCAGUGUCAGCAGGUCUCUGCACUGGAGUCAGAGAUGGGGGAUGCCCUGGGCAUGAGCUGGGUACUCAUGAGGUAGCAAAAGUGCCCUUCCCUCUUCCCUCUGCCUCUUCUGGAUUUGUGGGCAGUGACCUAGCACCAUCUAUCUUCUCUGGAAGAGGGGUUUCUAGAUGGUUUCUACUGAAGGGGAGGUAGAGGAGGGAGGGGAAAAGGCCAUGCAUCACACUGUAGGACAAGACACUGGUGUUGGUUUUGGUCAACUGGGAGCAGGCACAUGGGAGGGACUCCUACAGGCCCUGCAGGCUCCUUGGCAAGGCCCACACCUUGGAAGGGGCUUCCCGGUUGCAGCUCUGCCCUCUUUGAGGUGGGGAUCCUGGGAGAGGGCAUGAGCCUUCCUCUUGUGUAUAAAGAAUGAGCCCAUUUGUGCUCAGGAAAACCUAGUCUCUUGCUGUUCCCCUUGUCUGCAACAUUUUUGUACACUGGCUUGCUACUGGUGGCACUAAACGGAUACAAAAAAAAUCCCAUGAAAAACAAAACAAAACAAAAAGUCAUUUCAAGCAAAAGUGUUGUUUUGGAAACUCUUUGCUUUCUUUUAGUAUCAAUGUUGUGUAACAUUUUAAAGACUUCUGCAUUUAUAUUGGUAUUAUUGUAGCAAACAGAAUAAGAUAGGCUGAUAUGUAACUAUUUCUGCUGGGACAUUGGCAAAUGCCUCUGCCCCCCUUACUAUUCCCCAUCCUUCCUUGUUCCCAGGCUGGGAUUGCUGUGCACUGGGCCCACCCCUCCCCCACCCCUCCCGCCCCCAUGCAGUGCCUCCCUUCAGAACCAGUCUUUGUAACCUCCCUAGAUAGCAGCAGGGUGAGCCUCUUUGUCAGGCUGGUUCUUGGGUGCUCUGUGCCCCUCCCCACCACCAGUUUCCUCACUUCUUGGGAUGUUCUGUAAUGUGUUUCCUCUGUUUUGUACAACCUUUUGAUUGUAAUGAAAUGAUUUCUGCAGUCACCUUUGGAAAUAAAUUGCCCUUAAUUUGUGUAUUUAGCAUUCUGAAUCUUAGUCUCUGAUGUUUCUGUUCUUGAAGAUCCCUGA